This is a messenger RNA of Rotaria sp. Silwood1, 5886 nucleotides long. The record is from the annotation of a GenBank genome assembly. Lineage: Eukaryota; Metazoa; Rotifera; Eurotatoria; Philodinida; Philodinidae.
AUGGCUCAUCGGUACGACGAUCAACAGCAUAGUGAGGAGCUGUUGACCAUCGUAGACCGAGGUACACCAGAACGACUUUUUGAAUUUUUACAAAAAUUUCAUCGAAAACCUUUUCAAAAUUUGACUAAUGUUAUUCAAUAUAAAGGUGUUAUUGAUGAUCAAAUUGAUUUUAUUAAUUGUACAGGUACAAAAUAUAAUGUUACACCAUUAAUGAUUGCCACAGGAAAAGGUUCGUAUGAAAAAGUAAAAAUUCUUCUUGUUCAUGGUGCCGAUCCAAAUAGACAAUGCGCAACAGGUGAUACAGCAUUAAAUUUAGCUGUUUAUCGUCAAAAAUAUCUUAUUGUUGAGUUACUUCUUCAAUAUAAUGCUAAUCCAAAUGUAUAUAAUCAAUCGGGUAAAACAGCAUUACAUCGUGCUGUUAUGUCAUAUGGUAAUGAAAAUGCUGGUCAUAUUCGAACAUUACUUAAUGCUGGAGCUGAUCCAAAUAUUGAAGAUCGAAAUCAACGACUACCACUAGAUGAAGCUGUUAUUGCUAAUAGGCCAACAAUGGUUGAUAUUUUACUUUCUUAUGAUCGAACUUUAGUCAAACGUGCUUAUCGAGCAGCUAUAAUUGCUUCUCGUCUUGGUCAUGAUAAAUGUUUAGAAAUAUUACUUAAUUAUAAUAUGGAUCCAAAUAUAACCGAUCAAACAAAUGUUACACCACUUCAUGUGGCAGUCCGUUCAUUAAGAUUAUCCACAGUUCGACUGUUGCUUGCAAAAGGUGCUAAUCAAAAUAUAGCAAAUAAUCGAGGUGAAACAGCUUUUGCUAUAGCUGAGCGUUUACAACCAGAUCAAAAACAAAAUUUUAUUGAUGCUCUUUUACGUACACCACAAAGAACAUCACCGGACUUUGUUACAUACACAUCAGGAAAUGCUAUAUCACAUAUUUAUCCAUUAAUUCGCAGUCAUUCAAAUUGGACAUUAGAUAGUGAUAAAUUUCGAAGUCCGACAGCUGAAGAUUCAUCUAUACAAAAUUUACUUGAUUUUUCGACUGAAGCCUAUUGGCGUUGUACACAAUCUAAAAAUGCAUGGAUUAUUUUUGAUUUAAAACAUGAAUAUAAUAUAACUGGCAUGAGAAUAAUUGGAUGUGAAAAUCAUUCGGCACCAAGAAGUGGUCAUCUUGAUGUGUCAAAUUCUUUUAAUGGUCCUUGGCUUAAAAUUAUAGAUUUUGCUUGUAUAUUAUCUGCUGGAAAUAAAAAUGAUUUCAUUUUUCCACCAUUAAAAACUCGUUAUGUUCGAGUUUUUAUUUUGGAUAAUUAUGGUGGUGUAGAUAUUCAAAUAAAACUUAUUGGCUUUUUUGGUAUUGAUAUGCGUUUAGUUGAUUUACUUCGACAAUAUAAUUUAGAAAAAAGUCUUAAUACACUUUUAGCUAAUGGUAUUAAUGAUCAAGAAACAUUAAAUGAAAAACGUGAUGAAAUUUUAAAUUCGUCUGAUAAAUAUUUACAUGUGAAUGAUCAUUUUCAAUUUAUACGUUUAAUAGAUACAUUGAGAUCACCUCGAUUGACUUUUCUUCAAUGGUUUAAUCCACCACAAACAACUGUUAUUGCCGGUGAAAAAUUACAAACUUUCAGUGUUAUUGGUGACGAAGGAGUUACCGAUCGAGUUAAAUUAGAAGAAAAACUUGAAACCAGUCCUCAAGCAACAACUAUGCUUAUGAGAGAUCUUGAACCGAUUCAAGGUCGUUCAUUGGUAGACUUUCCUGAUUAUACAUUUAAAUAUCCUGGUCGAUAUAAAAUUCGAGUUGUUAGCCUUGAAUCACCCGACAUUCAUACACCUUGGCAAGAAAUUGUUGUUGGUCCUAUCUUAUCCUAUUUAUCUAAGCUAAACACAGCAGCAGACGAGCAUCUUUACCGUUCGUCAACAGCUCAUAUUUUCAACGUAACUACAACUGAUAACAAAAGCACAACACUUUCUCAAAGAACACCAAAAAUAACUGGUAGUAAAAAAGACGAACGUAUAUUAAUUACUAGAGUAUACGAAACUGAUAACAAAGAUUCAUAUUUAUCAUCACUAAAAUCAAUUAAAGAUUUAUCUUCUUUUAUUCGAUCACCUAACAUGUUACAUAUAGUAGGCGAAUCACAUUCUAAUUCUGAUCAAGAAAAAAGAUAUAAACCUAAUCAUUAUACACAAACAUCAAAUAUUGAUUAUUAUGAUCAUUCAACGAAUACUAGUAAUGAUAAUUUGGAGUAUACUAAUUCUAAGACAAAUGGAGAUAAAAUUCUAAUACCAACGCAAUAUCGUCCACUAAAUUCUUCAUUAAUAUCAAAUUCUUCUCCAUUAGCUACUACUAAUAAUCAAUAUGGGUCAAGCAUCCAUGAACCGCUUGGUUAUGGUGAGAGAAUUAUUAUACCAACGAAAUUUCGAUUGCAACAAGAACGUAUUAAUAGACUACGUAAUAAUGGAAAUAAAGUUCGUUCAGAACCAGAAUUACGCAAAGAAAAUAAACAACCAGAUAGAUUGCAACAACCACCAAGGCCAUACGAACAAAAAAACUAUCCACAAGAUCAAGACUCAUAUAUCAGAGUCACGACACCACAGGAAAACAAAUCCUUACCACAGCCAUCAUCACAAUUUGGACAACAGAAUAGUCUACAAAAUCGAGACUCGAUACAACGAGAUAAUCAAUCAGAUUCGCGAUUAUCACCAUCACAAUAUGAUUAUAUUCUAGAUUUAACACAACAAAAAAAUGAAUUAUCGCCACGAGCAUCAUCACAACAUGGAAAACAACGUGAUCUUCAAAAUCGAGACUCAUUACCGCGAGAUAAGCAAUCACACUAUAACCAUCGAAAUGAAUUUCAACAGCCAAAGGGAUCGGAGAAAUUUUCAGCAGAUAUAUCACCAUAUAAUAAUCCGGCACAAUCAUCUUCGUAUUCACGAUUGGAUUCAAACAAUGAUAAAAAAAUACAGCAACAACAACAACAAAAUCAACGACCUAUACGAAAUACUGAUCAAGAUCAUACAGAAUCGUUUAAUAAACCACAAAAAAUUACUUCGGCUAGUUUUGAAUUACGAGGAAGUCAACCCAAUAAUAAUUUAUAUACUUAUGAACCUAAAAAUACUCAAAUGGAAUUAAUAUUCAAAGCUACUUUGGAAGGUUCUGAUGCACAAAAUCCAACAUAUGCAUAUAUUCAUGCAACAACUGAUAAUAAAACUCCUAUAAAUUCAACACCAAUGGAUAAUCGUCCAAUUUCUUCAAAUAACAUAAAUCCUUUAUAUGAAGGUUACAAUCAAAAUAAAGAAAAAUAUUCAUCUCCAUCCCAGCUACUAACACCAGGACAACAAACUACAACUAAAAUAAACCCUCGUGAUGAUGAUGAAGAUCUUCAUCAAGCACGUAAUUAUUCAUCCGAAAAUUAUACACCAGCAAAUACUUACGAGAAAAUCCCUUCGAAACAAGCCGAUAAUAUACAUAGUUCUCAAUUAUCAGCAUCACCAUCUCCAUCACUAGCAAGAUUAUCGGACAAGAAAUCAAAAUAUUUUUUUGGUGCAAAUAUUGAAAGGAAAUUAUCCGAUGAUGAAAAUGACGAAACAGAAUGUGAAACAUUUGGUCAUGAUUCACAAGCUAGACCUCUUACAAAUACAAAUAUAAAACGUAAUCUUGAUUUUUCACCUACAACAUAUUCUCAAUAUCCUGAUAAUGAUAAUUCUUCGAAUCUUCAAUUCAAACAACAAAGUGAUGCUGGAACAACUACUGGUAAUACAUUAAAACAAAAUCAACAACGUCCAUCAAGUAGAAAUCAAUCAUUAUCAGGAAAAUCUCAAGAUUCUGAAGAAGAGCCACCAAUAACUAUGCUUACUAAUAAGGCACCUACAACUAAUGUCGAUUCUAAAACGAAUAGUUAUAAUGAUGAAAAAAAAAAUAUUGAAGAUUCAAGUUCUCAAGCAAGUCAUUCUGGACGUGAAGAUGCAACUGAUUCUUAUAACAAAAACAAUCAUGAUAUUGGAAAUUUGAGACGACCGCAAAACAAAAUUAAUCGCACUGAUGAUGAUGAUGAUGAUGAUGAUGGAGACAAAAUUCGUCAUAAUCCAUAUCAAAAUACUGGUCGUGAAUUUCCAGAGGACGAUGAUGAUGAUGAAAAUGAUCAUCUUCAUAAUGAUCAACGAACAAUUGACAAUUUGGUAAAAAAGAAUCCAUUGGUUGAACCGUCACAAUAUACUUCACUAUCGGAAGACACAGCAGAAUCACAACAGAAUAUCGAUGGUAAAAAACCAACUGAGAUAAAUGUUCGGACUACUGACGGACGGCAUUUGUAUACACCUGGUAUCAUACCGCCUAGACCGAAUUCAGCAUCAACAACUGAUAUAACUGAUGAAAUAACUGAGAGAACACCAUUUGAUAAACCACAUAAAUUUCGUCGUACACCAGAUACGUAUUUAGGUGAUUCGCGUGAUAAUAACGAAGACGACGAAGACGAUUCCGAUAUAAUGUCUAAAUAUCCAGAACAAAAUCGUAAUUUUCCAACUACGAACACAGCCGAAUCAAAAACUUUUAAAAAUUAUGGCACUCAAUCAGAACAAAAAUCAACACGAAAUGUUGGUACAAUGUCUGAGCCUGUUCAAACAUCUAAUUUUGGUAAUGAUGUUCAACCACAAUCAUCAUCAACUCAAACUUUGGCCUUGAUACAAAAUAAUUCAAGACCACAAGACGGAAAAUAUUCUAAUGGAACAAUCUCUCAACCACAAAGACAAGAUUAUUCAAAACCCAAUAAAAAUUACACUAAUCAACGUUCAUUAUCAGUUGAUAGUGAAGAAAAAAAUCAAUUACAACCACCAAUACUAUUACGACCAAAGAAAUGUUCCGAUUAUGAUCGACAUUCAUCACGACAUAGAAGUCCUUCAUGUUCAACUUAUCGUCCACCAUAUUUUUUUUCACCACAACGUAGUCCACAAACAGUAAUUCCACUUCAGGUACUUUCAUCACCAUCAGAAUAUCAUUAUUCAACUGAAGGAGAGAAACCAGAAGUUAUUUCACCGAACAAUAAAUAUCUCAUACCAUUAUUACCAAUACCAAAUCGUCCACGUAAAAUAAAAAAUCGACCACCAAUGACUACGAUUGAAACUGAUACUAGCCUUGAUGGUAUGAAAUAUCCACAUCAUCGAGGUGCUCAACCAGAACCAUUAUCAACGAGAGAAUUUGGAACAACAACUAGUUUAGAAAUUAACUAUCAAAAACUUGCAUCUAAAGAAAAAUUAGAUGAAGAAGAACAAGAAAUAAUUAUGCAAUUUCUUGAUGACGAAUCCUAUCCACCCUAUAUUGAUGAAUUACCAAAUGAUACUUCUAUUUUAUUGCCAUCAACACUUGUUACACACCCUGAUGCAUCACAAAGUGUACGUCGUCAUCUCCAAUUACCAAUAUCACAAGACAAUGUUUAUUUUGAUGAUAGAAUAAAAAAUACGGAAUCAAAACUUCAUCAUGCUCAAGAACAACAAAUACCAUUAACAAACACAUCACUAGUACUUAAUAUUGGAACAGAAAAUAUUAUUUCACAAUCACCUGAUAAUGAAUUUACAGUUCCAUUUGAACGACAUUAUGUUUAUGAACCAACUCCUGAAUUUACAACAGAAAAUGAGCAGUUUCGUUCAUCAACAUUAAAACGUGAUGAUUUAACAAUAAGAAAUAUGCAAAAAAUUCUAUUACCUGUACUUAAUUCAUCACGAACAUAUGUUAUUGAAAAACAACCACUUCAUGGUAAUCCUGUUCGUCAAUCACAAACACAUGGAAAUUUUUAUUUAACAACAUCACCAACAUUACGUUCAUUAAAUUCAUCGUAUCAAGCUGAUGAUUCAGAAAUAAAUCCACUUACACAAUUGUUUGACACAAUAAAUUUAAAUGGAUACGAAUUAUGA